AUGGUCAAGCGGCUCAAGGAUGAGGUUUUUCCCUCCUUGUGGAAGGCCUACUAUGCCCAGGGUUAUCCACCAGACGAGGCCAGUGCUGUUGAGACUUAUUUGGAAAAGGUGAAAGCCAGCUGCUGCUGCAGUGGCAGUACUGGCAAGAUUUCGUCCUCCUCGUCCUUGUUGGCGGAUGCUCUGCUUCGGCAUGAGAUCACAGGCUACGUGCACCAUUGGAAUUUAGGCCGCACUGCUGAGCUCCAGUGGAAGUCAAUGGUGGAGGACGUCUACUCAAAGCAGGGCAAGUUCAAAAACUGGUUGGCUGUAUGUGAUGUCCACCUCAAAUUCAUGGACGACGAGGACUCCUUGGAGGUCUCCAUUGCUUUGGGGCUCUUGCUGUCUGAACUGAGUGAAGAGCCAUGGAAAGGAAAGGUGAUCCAAUUCAGUUGUGAGCCUCAGCUACAUUCCAUACAAGGCGGCGACGAUCUUAGGUACAAGUACGAGUUUGUGAGGAGGAUGACCUGCGGUGUCGACCUUGAUUUUGAGAAGCUGUUUGAUUUGAUUCUCCAAGUGGCUGUGAAUGAGAACUUGAAGCCGGAUCAGAUGAUCAAGAAGGUGUUGGUGUUGAGUCACCGGGACUUUGAUAGUGCCAGUGCGGCCGAAACUUCUUGGGAGAUUGAUUACCAGGCAAUACAGGGCAAGUAUAAGGAGAAAGGGUACGGGGAUGUUGUGCCACACAUGGUGUUUUGGACUUUGUCAAAGUACAACCCGGAGAAGCCGGUGGCGCCUCGUACACAACCGGGGGUGUCCAUUCUCAAUGGCUUCUCUAACAAUCUGCUCAAGCACUUUCUCAACAAUGAAGGCGAAAUUGGCCCCGACUAUCUCAUGGAAUUAGCUAUCUCUGAUGAACGUUAUCAAGCUCUCACUGUAGUGGACUGA
Messenger RNA from Prunus dulcis (almond), 921 nucleotides. RefSeq lists its product as uncharacterized. The transcript has a single exon. The record is from RefSeq and is a predicted model, not a curated record. NCBI's taxonomy places the organism in Eukaryota, Viridiplantae, Streptophyta, Magnoliopsida, Rosales, Rosaceae. Bases 1 to 921 code for a protein of 306 amino acids.